Molecule: messenger RNA, 1032 nt
Organism: Funneliformis geosporum
Lineage: Eukaryota; Fungi; Glomeromycota; Glomeromycetes; Glomerales; Glomeraceae
Source: the annotation of a GenBank genome assembly
AUGAGAACAUGGAACCACUUUGAUCAAAAUAAUGCAUUAAAAGCAGUUUACGAAGUUAGUAUUCAUAUUGCUUCUGAUGAUCUAACUCCCAAAUAUUAUCAUCGUAAAGUAGCUCGUGAAGAAAGAUUACCUUUUUCAAGUUGGGCGACAUAUAGUUUACGAAGAACUGGCAAAGUGCCUAAUGCAAAAUAUGAUGAUGAUGUUGUAUUCAUGAUUUGUAUGACAGUUCAUUGGAAAAAUGAUCCCAAAUUAUUAAAACAAAUUUCUUUGGAUAUACAAAUAGGCUUUAAUGAUUUGCAAUAUGACUGGUCAUUUAUUGUGAAGAAAGUAGGGGUACUCGAAUGGAUGUUCAAUCAUAUGUCAUUUAAACUAAAGCCAGAAUUCUAUCCUAAAGCCAAAAAAAGUAGUUUCGCAUAUUACUUAAGAGAAUGUAAUCUUGACAACAAAGUGGAUUUAUCUAUUCACUGCAUGAACAAAUAUUAUGAAAGGGCAUUAAAAAAAAUGUCACAACAGCUGAGCAGAGAGCUAGUAACUAUAGCCUUCUUACCAUUAUUUGAUGCAUAUUAUUUUGCAGAGGUCUUAUCUAAUACAAUUUUAGAAGAGAGAACUGCAACUGAAAAAUGUUCCAGAGCUUAUGUCUUCUCACCAAUAAAGGGGAUCGAAAAUAAAUGCCCUGUAACCAGCUUAGACUUUGCAUUUUUAUAUCCAAGCCUUAUCUUGACAUACAACCUUUCACCUGAUAAAAUCAUUUUAUCUCAAAAGCAUACUAAACAAAAUGGAGAAAUAGAGAAACUUCACGAUGAAGUUAAUGGCUUUCUCAGGAAAGAUAAUGGAUCUUCUUAUCUCAAAAUGGCAUAUGAGAAAGUUUUAUUUUUGGUAGUAUUUACUGAAAAGAAAAAAUACUAUGGCAUUUCACAUAAAAGCAAGCCAAAAUUUAAUAAAGAGCUUUUCAUUCAGGAAGUCGAGGUUGUAAAGCAGGGCAGUCUAGUAUUUUCUGAAAAACAGAAAAACGUAUUAUGGAAGAGUCUAUGA